AUGUUUAUGGCCGGCCACACUGGAAGAACGCCUGAAUUUUGCCACGAUAGGGAAAUCAUUUACGGACUAGGAUGCUUCAACGUAAAUCGCACUAAGGAGAAGCACAUUGAGCAGUAUGGUGAUGAGGAUACAUACAUAGCAUACGAAAUCAUCUUGACAGUGUAUCGCGGAAUCCACCUUUGCCUAUCUAAAUCUCGUGGUCGGUUGGCGCGUCUAUUGCCGGGCUGGCGCCAACCCGCCGCAACCUUAUCUCGCGAUUUGGCGCUUUUAAACCUCCCACAUCACCCACUCUGGGGCAAAUCCGACGUCAACAUGCGACGAACAUGCCCACGACGGCCUGUUGUCCUGCAUUCAAAGUAUGCGAUUAAGAUUACCGUCCUCAUUGGGCGGCUCCCCCUGCCUGCUUCUCCCUGCCGACAUAGCGCAAAACAAGCCCUCUUGCAACCAACCAUAAAUGGCCUCCCAGUGCAAUCAUCGCAGACUUUUCACUAUGUGUCACGCACACCAAAUUUGCGCAAAAACUCAGCCGCCUUGAUGGUUACUGCGCCGGGAAUGAACUCUUCUAUGCUACAUACGACGAGUCGCACAGCCGGGAUUGCGCAACCAGCACCAGCUUCUCAAGUCCCGCUUGAUACCAUUGAAGAGACUCUGGCAUACUCGUCACUCUCCAAUGCACCAUUUGAUAUCGAAACACCACUUGCUGGAGUCCUCGACCCAGAAGCUGAUGUCGAUAUCCCCGUUGACAUAAAGGACAUCAAGGAGGCGGCAUCGCGACCACCGCCGGUUAACAGCAACUACCUACCCCUUCCAUGGAGAGGCCGAUUGGGAUAUGCCUGCCUAAACACAUACUUGCGCACCUCCAACCCGCCCGUCUUCUGCGCUCGCACCUGUCGCAUCUCCUCAAUCCUCGAAAACCGCCAUCCGCUCCAAGACCCCACCCAGCCGGCCCACCGGACCAAAAACCGCCCCGAUCUCCAGCAACCGCCUGAUAUCGAGCGCGGGCUAGCAUAUGUGCAGUCACUGGGUCUCGCGAAUGCACGCGAUAUUGUGAAAAUGCUCCGCUGGAAUGAGCGCUAUGGGAUUAAAUUUAUGCGGCUUUCGAGCGAGAUGUUUCCCUUCGCAAGUCAUGUGGAGCAUGGGUAUAGAUUGGAGCCUUUCGCAUCUGAUGUCCUAGCGGAGGCGGGGAGAAUUGCGGCCGAGUUGGGCCACCGGUUGACUGUUCAUCCGGGUCAGUUUACGCAAUUGUCUUCGCCGCGACCAAGUGUUACCGAAAACUCCGUCCGAGAUCUUGAAUAUCAUGCUGAAAUGUUACGGUUAUUGAAACUGCCACCUCAGCAGGACCGGGAUGCCGUGAUGAUUUUACAUAUGGGCGGUGUCUUUGGCGACAAGCAAGCUACCCUUGAUCGUUUCCGGAAGACUUACAGGACGCUAUCGGGUGAUAUCAAGAAUCGCCUCGUUUUGGAGAACGACGAUGUGAGCUGGACUGUGCACGACCUGUUGCCCAUCUGCGAGGAGCUGAAUAUCCCUCUUGUGCUCGACUACCACCAUCACAAUAUCAACUUCGCUGCAGACAAGGUCCGCGAGGGGACCCUGGAUAUCAUGACCCUCUACGACCGCAUCGCCGCUACUUGGGCCAGAAAGGGAAUCACGCAGAAAAUGCAUUAUUCGGAGCAAACGCCGUCCGCUCUAACAAAAAAGCAGCGACGAAAACAUAGCUCGCGCGUCCAGAUGCUACCCCCUUGCGAUCCCACUAUGGAUCUCAUGAUUGAGGCUAAGGAUAAAGAACAAGCUGUCUUUGAACUUAUGAGGACUUAUAAACUUCCGGGCUUUGAGAAAAUUAACGACAUUAUACCCUUCACGCGCUCCGAUGAUAAUAAAUUUCGGGGGUGCAGUAAGAAGAAGACGAAAAAGGCGACAACAACAGUGAAGAAGUCGUCCUCGUCGCCCUCUAAGCAGCAAGAUCCUGUUGCAUCAGAUCAUAACAAUGAUGUUGGUGAUAGCGACGACACCACCUCGACGCUCAUUCCGGAAGAAGAAGUUGGCAUGGGUGGACCAGAAGGCCGUGUCUACUGGCCUCCCGGCAUGGACCAGUGGUUGCAGCCGGUCAAGCGUGCGUCCAAAGCUGAUAUUGCGGAGACUAUCGUGGCUCAAAGUAGUAGCGGCACCAGCGCACUGCUUACUUCGACCCCGACGACGCCGCGGAAAAGGGGAAGACCGAGCAAAAAUAAAGAUGCUGCGGCGGCUGCAAAGUCCAUCGCAGGGAAACUCGCAGCGUCGAAACGGCCGAGGCCUGGAAAGAUGGCUACGUUAUCCUCUAGCGGUAGCGGUAGCGGUAGCAACCAGAAUGAAAUCGCUGCUGGCCCGGCUGCUACGGAAAAGGAGGCUCCGGCUACCCGUGUUUCGGGAAGAACUAGGGGGAGGAAGGUAAAUUAUGCGGAAGAGGUCUCUGCCUGACAUCUUGGAUUCCGCGGAUGGGUUCUAUUCUUGCGUUGGGGCGUUGGGAGUAGUGUAGUAAUAAAGAAGGGACUUGAACAUCAAGGCCAAUGGCGAAAUGGAAGGCGUUAAACGGAGUAUAUCCGGAGGCAAAGAAGGUAGUAUUGUAUAAAAAUAAUACAAAUUUUUGAGUACGCAGGAGAGGUCUCUAUUCCUAUCUCGUU
Messenger RNA from Histoplasma capsulatum G186AR, 2657 nucleotides. Its product is annotated as UV-damage endonuclease. Gene Ontology annotation, cellular component: nucleus; mitochondrion. Gene Ontology annotation, biological process: nucleotide-excision repair; mitochondrial DNA repair; response to UV. The record is from RefSeq and is a predicted model, not a curated record. The transcript has 5 exons. The coding region runs from base 1 to 2454 and encodes 817 amino acids. NCBI's taxonomy places the organism in Eukaryota, Fungi, Ascomycota, Eurotiomycetes, Onygenales, Ajellomycetaceae. Gene Ontology annotation, molecular function: endonuclease activity.